Arachis stenosperma is the source of this 1245-nucleotide messenger RNA. RefSeq lists its product as uncharacterized. NCBI's taxonomy places the organism in Eukaryota, Viridiplantae, Streptophyta, Magnoliopsida, Fabales, Fabaceae. The record is from RefSeq and is a predicted model, not a curated record. Bases 1 to 1245 code for a protein of 414 amino acids. The transcript has a single exon.
AUGGCCGACAACGGAAUCCACCAGCUCACGCAGGCCGAACUUAUGGCCCAAAUGGCUGAACUUCAAGCAGAGGUCAAAAGACUGGCCGAGCUGUCAGCACAAAAUAACGCCAACAAGAGGGAUGAAGGCAAUCCCAAGAGCUCAUCCCAAGGCGUGACUGACCUAUUAAUCACCAACCCCCCGAAGGAGAGAUUAACCUUGGAUAACCCAUUUUCCGAGGAGAUUACCAAUUACCAAAUACCAAAACAUUUUACACUACCUUCCUCACUCGAGCCAUAUAAGGGGAUUGGUGACCCCCGAGCUCACAUUAAGAAAUUUCAGUCUAUGAUGUUCUUUAAUGGACCUAAAAAUGAACCUAUUCUUUGCAGGGCUUUUCCGACCUACCUUGACGGCGCGGCCCUCCUUUGGUUCUCAAAACUACCUGAAGGAUCAAUCUCUUCCUUCGAGAAAUUGGCAAGAUCCUUCAUAGACUACUUUGCUGCUGCACGCAUUUAUGUGCACGGGUCAGAUUAUCUCAGCACCAUCCGCCAAGGUCCCCAAGAAAGCUUGAAGGACUAUUUAACCAGAUUCGCUGACGCAACAAUGGAGAUACCCGAUCUAGAUCCUGCUGUCCAUCUCCACGCCAUAAAAGCUGGCCUCAAACCUGGAAAAUUCAGAGAAACAAUUCCCGUCACAAAACCGAAAACCCUGGAGGAAUUCCGAGAAAGGGCCGCAGGACAGAUGGAAAUUGAAGAACUCCGAGAGGCCGAGAAAGUAGACAGAAGGCAACCUCGAAAGGAAGAGAGCCGAACAAUCAGAUCAGGGGACAACAGAGACACCAGAAAAACGUUUAAACUUACACCGAAGUUUGACAACUACACCAGGUUCAACACCAAGAGAGAAAGGAUCAUCAAGGAAAUACUCAACGCCAAAAUAAUCAAACCCCCUGUUAGGGCCGGAAGCUACCAAGACCAACGAUUCGUGGACAGGACCAAGCACUGCGCCUUCCAUCAGAAAUAUGGUCAUACCACCGACGAGUGCAUCAUAGCCAAAGACUUGCUGGAAAGAUUAGCCCGGCAAGGACUCCUAGACAAAUACAUCGAAGGCACAAGGCACAAAGGAGCAAAAACAGAUCAAGAUGAGCAACAAACUCCGAGGAACAAAGAAACCGACAAAUGGCCGAGCAACAAUCCCCCAAAAGGAAUCAUCAAUUGCAUAUCAGGAGGAUUCGCAUGUGGCGGAGAAACAGCCUCAGCACGAAAAUGA